AACGAGGGGAGGCAAGUGUAGGUGACUGUUCGCAGGGACGGACGUUGGGACCAGGCGGGACUGGGCGAUCUUCUACUGGUUGUUUGCCCUCCUACAGACAUGGGGCGCAGAAAGUCCAAACGGAAGCCACCCCCCAAGAAGAAGAUGACAGGCACCUUAGAGACCCAGUUCACCUGCCCCUUCUGCAACCAUGAGAAGUCUUGUGACGUGAAAAUGGACCGAGCCCGCAACACCGGGGCCAUCUCGUGUACCGUGUGCCUAGAGGAAUUCCAGACACCCAUCACAUAUCUGUCGGAACCAGUGGACGUGUACAGCGAUUGGAUAGACGCCUGCGAGGCAGCCAAUCAGUAGCCAUGCCGAAGACCCACUCCCGCGGCGGUCCCGCCUGCCAGGGACCUGCCCCACUGGAUACCAAUCCAGAGACAUUCCAGGGUCCGGGGUGUGGGUCCAGGGCCUUCGAAGCCCUCUGUGUGCAUGGAGUGGGUGUGGGUGUGAGUGUGUGUGGCUGCAAGCGUGGCUGUGGCAGUGUGCCUGUGGGCACGGACUGGAGUUGAGGCAGGCUGGUGGGGCCCCCUAGGGGCCUGAAGGGCCUUCCUCAGGCUCAGAAAGCCUUUACCUUGCUUCUGCUCCUCCUUGGGGCCGUGUUCUGACGUUGGGGGCAAGGACAAGCCCAGCGGAGGCUGCCUUGGGGCUCUCCAGCCUCCCCGCCCACCUCACCAGCACCUUGCCCCUGUGAACUGGACUGCCCCUCCCCCUUCCCUGCCUUCUAAUGCCUGUGGCCUGGGAUUCAAAGCCACGGGCCCCUUGGCCGGGCCCUGGUAGAAUAGCCCCUGUCCGUGUUUAGUUGCUUUUGUAGAGAAGGGAGGAGCUGGGUCGGGGAUGGGAGUAGGUCAUGAGCCCCUGAAUAAAGCAGCUGAUGCAAA
Messenger RNA from Hyaena hyaena (striped hyena), 923 nucleotides. It is a transcript of the gene ELOF1, whose product is annotated as elongation factor 1 homolog. Gene Ontology annotation, cellular component: transcription elongation factor complex. Gene Ontology annotation, molecular function: RNA polymerase II complex binding. NCBI's taxonomy places the organism in Eukaryota, Metazoa, Chordata, Mammalia, Carnivora, Hyaenidae. Gene Ontology annotation, biological process: transcription elongation by RNA polymerase II. The coding region runs from base 100 to 351 and encodes 83 amino acids. The record is from RefSeq and is a predicted model, not a curated record. The transcript is spliced from 4 exons.